AUGUUCGAACUUCGAGGGCGUUCCAGCCUAUUCCUCGUCGGCAAAGAGUGCCAACAAGGCGUCUAUAUUGUCCAGGAAAAGUCCACGUGGUAAAAUCUUAUUGGAUAGAACAGGUCAAUGGAAGCUUCUAGGAGGUCAAGGCACAUAUAUAAAUACAGCACCCCUCGCCCCCAAAUUUCCCAUCUCAUUAUAUUUUCUCAUCGCAAACCCUAGCCUAUACAUACAAAAUUCUAAUCGAUCAACAACUACUCAAGAUGCAGAUAUUUGUGAAAACUCUUACUGGCAAGACAAUCACCCUCGAGGUUGAAAGUUCGGACACUAUUGACAAUGUCAAAGCGAAGAUUCAAGACAAGGAAGGUAUCCCUCCAGAUCAGCAGAGGCUCAUCUUUGCUGGUAAGCAGCUAGAGGAUGGACGGACCUUAGCUGAUUACAACAUUCAGAAGGAGUCGACCCUUCAUUUGGUUCUGCGUCUACGUGGGGGAAUGCAGAUUUUUGUAAAGACACUUACUGGCAAGACUAUCACUCUAGAAGUCGAAAGCUCUGAUACCAUUGAUAAUGUCAAAGCUAAGAUCCAGGACAAGGAGGGUAUCCCACCAGACCAGCAGAGGCUCAUCUUUGCUGGUAAACAGCUAGAGGAUGGACGGACCUUGGCCGAUUACAACAUUCAGAAGGAGUCGACCCUUCAUUUGGUUCUGCGUCUACGUGGGGGAAUGCAGAUUUUCGUAAAGACCCUUACCGGAAAGACUAUCACUCUAGAAGUUGAAAGUUCUGAUACUAUUGAUAAUGUCAAAGCUAAGAUCCAGGACAAGGAGGGUAUCCCACCAGACCAGCAGAGGCUCAUUUUUGCUGGCAAGCAGCUCGAAGAUGGGCGUACCCUUGCUGACUAUAACAUCCAGAAGGAAUCAACCCUCCAUUUGGUGCUCCGCCUUCGCGGUGGCAUGCAAAUCUUUGUUAAGACUCUCACUGGGAAGACGAUUACCCUUGAAGUAGAAAGUUCUGAUACAAUUGACAAUGUGAAAGCGAAAAUUCAAGACAAGGAGGGAAUUCCCCCAGACCAGCAGAGGUUGAUUUUUGCUGGUAAGCAAUUGGAGGAUGGUAGGACAUUGGCUGAUUACAACAUUCAAAAGGAAUCCACUCUUCAUCUGGUAUUGAGGUUGAGAGGUGGCAUGCAGAUAUUUGUGAAGACUCUGACUGGGAAGACUAUCACACUUGAGGUUGAGAGCUCAGACACCAUUGAUAAUGUGAAAGCAAAGAUUCAGGACAAGGAAGGCAUCCCACCAGACCAGCAGAGGCUUAUAUUUGCUGGAAAGCAGCUGGAGGAUGGCCGCACACUGGCCGACUACAAUAUUCAAAAGGAGUCUACCCUUCAUCUGGUGCUUCGUCUGCGUGGAGGGAUGCAAAUCUUUGUAAAGACAUUGACUGGCAAGACAAUCACCUUGGAGGUGGAGAGCUCAGACACCAUCGAUAACGUGAAGGCUAAGAUCCAAGAUAAGGAGGGAAUUCCACCAGAUCAGCAGAGGUUGAUUUUUGCUGGAAAGCAGUUGGAAGAUGGAAGGACCUUAGCGGACUACAACAUUCAGAAGGAGUCUACCCUGCACCUUGUUCUUCGUCUCCGCGGUGGUUUCUAAAGUGUUGUUUCUACCAAUGUUUUCUGAAUGUUUGCUUGGUUUCGCCUGACAUUGAUGGUUUAUGUUUCUUUUCUAUGAACUAAGUUUCAUUUGGAACGAUAAUAUGAUGCGUUCUUUAUGAUUUGUACUCUGAAGUACAUUAUAUAAUAAUCUCUUGAGCUGUUUAA
Daucus carota subsp. sativus is the source of this 1795-nucleotide messenger RNA. RefSeq names its product polyubiquitin. Gene Ontology annotation, cellular component: cytoplasm; nucleus. Gene Ontology annotation, molecular function: protein tag activity; ubiquitin protein ligase binding. The transcript has 2 exons. Bases 255 to 1628 code for a protein of 457 amino acids. Lineage: Eukaryota; Viridiplantae; Streptophyta; Magnoliopsida; Apiales; Apiaceae. Gene Ontology annotation, biological process: modification-dependent protein catabolic process; protein ubiquitination. The record is from RefSeq and is a predicted model, not a curated record.